Aspergillus pseudonomiae is the source of this 9988-nucleotide messenger RNA. RefSeq lists its product as uncharacterized. Bases 30 to 9551 code for a protein of 3173 amino acids. The record is from RefSeq and is a predicted model, not a curated record. The transcript has 6 exons. Lineage: Eukaryota; Fungi; Ascomycota; Eurotiomycetes; Eurotiales; Aspergillaceae.
AGUGAACAGAAACCAUCGGAUGACAGGCCAUGGCUGCCAAUAGCAAAGUUCUUCCGUUGACUUUUAACCACGUUGUGUUGCCACCCAGGCUUCCUGGGAAGCGGGAAGCUGACGCUCAAGUUCUUGAAGUCCAGAAUGAUUUGUUGUCCCGGGUGCUCAAUGCGGUCAAACAGAUGAAAGAGAUCCGUGAUGCAAGAAAUGUAGUCACCUGGGAGCCUGACGCGACACUUAUCGCUCCUUGGGAGUCUAUCGAGAAGACGCUGAGAACGGUAGUGGAGGUGAGCACGGAAGCAUGGGUGAACGAGGCAUCGCUUCUCAGGGCACUCCAAGAGCUGCAGCCUGGAAAUGCUAUCAUCUUGCACAUCGCGUUGCAGAAUGCCUGCAUUCUUAUUAGAUAUCCCUCUGACCAAGAAAACAUCAUAUUUGAAACUUUCGAGACAUCGCCCACAGCUGAGUCGACUCUCGCAGCAAAAGGCGCGCUGGAGUGGGACUUUCCCGGAUCGGCAGUUUCCUUGCCCUUGUGCGAAUUUGAAAAUCCAGUUUUCCAAAAAAGUCUGGCUGGAUUCCUCGAGCGGGCAAGCUGCGAAGUGUUGGAUGAAUUCUGUCCCAAGACCCGCAAAGCCGGGGUGGAGGUCUCCGAAACACGCGAUACGGUUGACCCUGCGAUUAUAUCCCAGUUUCUUAUGACAUUUCUUGAGACAAAUGGUAGUCGUGCGUACCCACCAAUACUUCGCAAGCGAGUCAAGGAUGAUGUAUGUUGGGAUAAUGCCGAGCUGCCCUGGAGACGGAGUCCGUUCUGGCUGGUCCUUCGCGUAUGCAUACAGCGCUUGCUAUACUUACACCUCGAUGCAGAGGUUGGACGGAUGCAGUACAAGUUCUUGAUGUGUACGCUGAUGGCGCGUUUGUUGGAAGAUUCAGUUCACAAGGUUGACCACGAGCAAUGCAAUUUUCUGAAGACGAAGCUUUGUCGUCGUCUGGCAAAGUUGGAGACUGAAAGAGAGAACGCCUCGCCAGUGGUGCGUGAUGCUUAUACUUGGCUGUUUUCAGUUAUUGGACCGGGGUGUCAAAAGUCAAUCGAUAUUGUAAUGAGAGUCUUUGAAGCCAGAUGGGAAGGUUUCAAGAAGUCGACUAGGAGGAAAAUAUGUCGUCUCCCGCAGGUUGCUGAAGACAAGGACUUGCAUCUAAGCCUGAGGAAUAGCUGGCCCUACCUGCAGGCAGUCCUCAAUCGUCCAAGACAGUUUCAAGGGGCUUGUAAGUCCAUUGAUCCUAUUGUUCUUGCUAAAAGUAGCAAGAAAGACACUACAGAGCAAUUCUCCGCGUUGACAGCCCGGUAUGCGUCACUCGCACAAAUGGAGAUGACGAUCGAAUCUGCAGCCCAUGGUAUUCCUGCGAAAGUGAACUGUGAAGCGCUAUGUAUGGGUCUCUCACGCCAGAUUGAAGACUACAUGAGCGCUGUUGGUGAUGCGUAUGAGAACGACCCCGAGCAAAUGGGCGUGUGCAUACUCAGUGUAUUUGAGCUGUGGGUUCGCAUGGACAAGUGCGCAAUAGUCGUAUACCCAUUACUCACUGAUUACCAUCCCUGGAUCACCCCUGAAUUGUUGGAUGUGCUGCUUCUUUCUCGACGGUAUCAUAUGGAACGGCUCCAGAAGGUUCAGGAAUACAUCCACGAGCGUUGCACCAAGGCAAAAAUGCAGGAUAUCACGAUCUUCUCCAAUCCUUCUCCAGGAGGCUUCACCGACUGCUAUUUCAACUCCAAGGAAAUAGAAAAAGCAUCAAGUCUCUCUCGGGAUUCUAAAGAGAGACAGCUAGCGCGAAUUAAUGCAGAGCAUAAAGACUUGACAGAGAAACUGUCUCAAACCUAUUGCGAUCAACGAAGGCUCCCUGAUGGGAAGCAUGAUAUUAAACAUUGCAAUCAUUGCUUGUACGGUCGGCGUCGCCGGCGUCUUAAGAUAAAUGUCCACGAAGACUUUCUUCCAUCAGAAGCUAAUCUUGCUCACAAACACGGUGUCAUCUUCGAAGAUACUACCUGGAGGAUUGUCUAUUCUCUUUGUCAGCAACGUUUCAGUUCAGCCUCAAAGAAGCCGGAGAUGCUAUUGAGAGACUAUUCCCAGCUUAAAUCAUAUAAUAAGAGCAAGGCAAGCCAAAAUAUUUCACUGGCCUCUCACACGAAGUCCUACCUGAGAACACAUUAUAAAUCAAAGAGGCUACCUGCAGAAAAGAAGGAUGUUUUGCUCCCACUGGGGCUCCAAUUCUCAUACUACGACAGGGAACGAAACGUGUGGCUGGCGGAGUUUCCUAAACAGUUGACGUGCGCACAUCACUUUGCGCUGCGCCUCCCAAAAAGCCUGCCCUUUGCAACCUUGUACUCAACCCCUGCCUUUGCAGCCGACGAAUCAGGCCCCUCAUCAUAUGAGGCUAUUGCAAAUAUCACUGACUGCCCAUCAAGGUUAAGUGUACAUGAAUACGUGGCCCACCAGAAUGUUAGGGGCGGGAGGAAUCGACGAUGGCUUUCAAUCCUGACCGAGCUUGGAUCCUCGAACAUUAAUUUCAGUCUCCAGGAUACAACGGUUCUUUUCCGUUUCCUAGUGUUACAAGCUGGUCCCCAACUGACGGAUGACAGUCUACGGACUGUUCACUAUGUUUUUAACGAUGUAAACUUCUGUCGUAGGCUGAUCGAGCAGAUCGAACAGCACGUGGAAAUCAUUUCUCCCAAUUGGCGCGAGUACUACUACAUGGAGACGCUCCUCACACUAACAAUUCAUUUAUGCGAACUAGCGUGCUCAGAAUCACACAAGCCAGCGCAUGAGCUCCUAUUGAAAAUUCGACGUAUUACUCUCACCUGGACUACGGCUCUCAGGAGCGAAAUGCGCCGUGCCAAGGAGGCAGAUACUGCAGAGAGUACAGCUAAAUACUGCUUCUUUUCUGCCCUCCUAUGUCGUAGGACGUUUGCACUCCAACCAUAUAGCGGCCAAGAACUCGAUGGAGAGAGUUUUAAGGGCUUUAUUGAAGUAACCUUUACACUGCAAGAAAGCUUGCUCAUCGACGUGUCUGAACUUCAGACGUUCACACGGAAUAUACUUGUCCGCGAUAUUAAAAUGAUGGCUGCACUGCGACCGAUGCUCCGACAGGCCUCUACUAUGCACCAGAUUAGUUUGAUAUCGGCUAUUGAUACUUGUUGGCCAGGUGUAGAACUCACUUCGAAGCAGUGCACUCCAUGGCAGUUCCUAUCUCAGCCGUAUGAAUGGUGGCUCAUGUCAACAGUGCAGGGCACAGAGAACACUAUCUCACAAGUGAUCCAUUACCAUCUGCUGGAGGGCCACUUGCUGAUAGACGGACAAACGAUGGGAAAGCUUCCAGCUGAUGUCAGGGAUUCAGAAGUGUUGAAAGAACUCUUUGGAAACCAACGACUUGUUGCUUAUCCUUCAAACAUGUUAGGGAUGACUUAUGUGCUCGCAAAUGAUCAGGAAGGUCACCAGAUACACUUGGGAUACCGAGAAAAAGAGCUAGUGAUAUGCUCCAAGAAGUCUGACAGAGGUCUGGAGUUCAUUCCGCGUCAGAUCUUCGGUAAGGGUGCCGACAUGGAUUUGCCAAGUCAGCUAAUUGACAAUUGCUUUCACUGGCUUGACCUCACUUCCGGAGAUAUUGAGAUUCGACGGCAGCAACGGCUCUGGAAAGAGAGCAACUGGACCAUAAGUACACGGUUUCGCCGAGCACAGCGCCGAACUGCCUCUCUCGUUGAUACACACAGUGUUCUGUUCGGAUUAGUGGCUAAAACCUUCCGCAACUUCGAACACCCGCAUAUGCUAAACGUGGUCCAGCCGCUCAAAGGCAGCCUCACUGUGGAGUUGAAGCGGAUGAACCUGACCUUUUACGUCAAUAAAAAAGGUCUUCUGCAGUGUAAGCAACUGGCUGCUGAAAUUGACCCGAAUCAAGAUGCGGGUACGCUAUAUGGGCUUCUAAGUAUGCUUGUUCUCCGAAGGAUUCACAAUCGUUCCCAGCGCAUUGUCAUCAUACCAAUGGGAAAGCCAUUAUGUCGGCGCCAGGGAGUGCAUGUCCAUAUCGAGACAGCAGAUGGUGUUGACUACGCCACAUAUAACAUAGACAGUAUACUUGGACAGCUUCAUAGCCCACCGGAGCCACGACUCCUCUAUAACAAAGCACUAUUGCACGCACUCACAUCUUACUUCAUGUCUGAUCCCCUCACAGGCCGUACAGGGACAGAAGAAGCAUUAUCAUGGUUGCAAUCUGGAUCCUGCCAGCCCUGGGCUCCUCUCAAUCAGACUUCCCUGGACAUACUAAGCAUGAUAUCGGCUUUGACACCAAGGCGAGUAUACUAUCCAAAGGAUAGGAAAAGUCAGCAAACUGCUCACUGGGAACCCCAGUUGACAACAACGAUCCAACAUGAUGCAUAUAUGCCAAUAGUUGACCGCAUUGUGAAGAAGUCCGAGCGACUUGAAUUAUUUGAACUCAAUGUCCCGAUCACUACCACAGAGACAUCAGUUACUGUACCGCAUCUUAGAGACCGAAGCUACUGGAGACGAUCAAUCUAUGAACGGCCCGGAUUAAUUUCACCACACGCAACUCCGCCACUAGACUUACCAUACAUUGCGCGAGACCGUUGGAGAUCUUCUAAGCGUUCAUCCAAUGUUCGUGAGAUAGUCCAUAUGCUCAAACAGAGACCUUCAUAUGUACAUACGACAUCCAAGUUAGUGCACAUACUUCAGGGAUGGCCACUUAUCGGUGGGUAUACUACUGAAUUCGUACCCUACUCCAUAGAGGAGUGUCUGAGUGGGAAACUUGCCCAUGAAUGGGGUGGCUGGGUUAGUUUCUGUAAGAAGUGUGACCCAGACGAUGCGUACCGCCUCAUGUUUCAGCUAGGUGUGGUAGCAUUUCGAAAGGGUGUUGAUAUGACUGCCCUUCGUGUGAUUGUUGCAUUCUUCCUCCUCGAAGACUUAAAAAGCAUGGGCCUCCCUCCAUACCCGUCUUUUACUGGGUUUAAAGUCAGUCAAAAGCCCACAUUUGAUACACUGUUCGACAUGGUAAGGCCAUUUUGCGAGGCAUACAGCGGCUCCAUCGGAGAGCAGAAGAAGAACAAGCGAGCAAAAACCACCGAAGAAAUCCGCCGGAUUGAGGUUGCCAAAAACGAUCAUGAGUUGAAAUGUGCAAAUGAGUGUCAUGAGUUUGUUACUUUUCUGCUUGAUCAAUGGCCAUGCAGUGAGCCCACGGUUGAUGGUUUUAAUCAGAGUUACCUAAAUGUGUCGCUGGCUAUGAAGGAGGUGGUGCCUGAGUGGUUUAGACUGUAUAAGAAUUUGCAACUGUACCACCAUAUUGGGGAAGUUCAAACAGUAUUGAAUAGGCAUUCGGCUGCCACUAAUACGGUUAGCACGAGUUUCAAAAGCCCAAAGCCUAUCUUAUUUCAGCGAUCAGCGUUUCGUUUUUCCAUCCCACGCCUUGGAAAUGAGCUUCUGCGAAAGCCUGGACCGAAACUCAACACUCGCCAUGACGUACGUACUGUCAAACUAUGGGCGAAAGGACAGAUGCCUACGAUAUCCCCAGCUGUAAGCUCUGACCGAAGAUUGCAUAUUCCUCCAGAGGUUACGGAGAUAGAGAAGCUAGUGAGCGAUGCUAUGGAUUCACAUUGCCCUGUCAAACUGAGAUACGGACAAGAUUUGAAGGAGAGCAUUGACGUGUUGAAGCUGGUUGAGCGUACAGAUGAACGAGAGAUAAACGUGCAUGUCAACUGGAGUUUUGCGAGUAAAAUAUUUAACUACGAGAUUCGGAAGGCUCGCAUGGUAGUGGAUCAAUACUUCGUUCAGAUACGCGAAUCGCUGUCAUUGAAAGAAUCGAAGUUCAAAUGGCUACAGCAAAGCAACCUUUGGCCAUGUGUGACGCCUCUGUCAAUUCUUCAGCAGCUUGGAUCGACUUUUCGCAAUAUCUUUGGACCAGGCAUGAAGGACGCAAUUAUUCUGUAUGGACUCGCGAUUGCAAAGCUUCAACGACUGAACCGGAUGAAAACAGCUUUCGGAAAAGGCGACGAAGGGACGCUGCGUCAAGAGUAUAAGAAUAACGGUCAUACCAAUUGGCAGCCUUCUGACUAUCCUGACUGGUUAUUGUUAGAGAUUGAUGCGAAUAUUCAAAUUCGCGAAGAUCAAGUUACAGUCGCCCAGGAAAUGAUUUCACCUAGUUCCGGCUCUAACUCAGUUCUCCAAAUGAACAUGGGCCAGGGGAAAACUUCGGUUAUCAUGGCUAUGGUUGCCUCCUUACUCGCGAAUGGGAAGAUGCUCACUAGGCUGUUAGUACCCAAAGCCCUGCUUUCGCAAACAGCACAGAUUGUUCAAUCUCGCCUCGGGGGUCUCUUGGAUAGGGAAAUUACCUAUAUCCCAUUCUCCAGACGAACACCAACCACCCCGCAUCUAAUCGGAGAAUAUCGAAGGCUCCAUGAAGACAUGUUGCAUAGAUCAGGAAUUAUCCUAGGGGUUCCUGAGCAUGUAUUAUCCUUCAAGCUUAGUGGGCUUCAGCGACUCUGUGAUGGCGAGUGUGAUGAAGCCACAGACAUGGUUGUGGUCCAGCGCUGGUUGGACAAAUUCUGUCGCGACGUCCUGGACGAGUGUGACUUUACGCUAGCUGUCAAGACGCAGCUGAUUUACCCUAGUGGAUCACAGUUACUAGUUGAUGGACAUCCUAGUCGCUGGGAAGUAACUAUGCACAUUUUGAAUCUUGUGGCACAUCAUCUACCAGGUCUUGGCCGGGAAUUCCCUCGGAGUAUUGAUGUCAUAGAACGGACAUCUACAGGAUUCCCAGUCGCGUACUUUUUGAGAAAGGAUGUUGAAGAGGCUCUUGUGCAAAGGAUAAUAGAGGACAUAACUUACGGUUCAAUGAAGAUUCUCCCCAUCUGGAAAAGUACAGACGAAGAGCGAGAUGCAGUGCGACGUUUUAUUUCCCAAGAAACGGUCGAUAGCUCGGUCUCCAAGCGUGUAGCUGCGCUCUGUCCCGAUACACCCCAGGCGCACAAGAACCUCUACUUAUUACGAGGACUGCUUGCACACGGUAUUCUACUACUCUGUCUCAAAAAAAGGUGGAAUGUACAGUACGGUCUCCACCCCGAUAGGGCCCCCAUGGCUGUCCCAUUCCAUGCCAAAGGCGUCCCUUCGGAUCACGCCGAGUGGGGCCAUCCUGAUGUUGCUAUUCUGUUUACUUGUCUCUCCUUCUACCAUCAAGGGCUCACCGAAUGUCAACUCCGGCAGAGCUUGCAGGAGGUUUUAAGAUCCGAUGAUCCCGCUAUUGAAUAUGAUCGAUGGACACAGACAUCACACACUUUACCAGAAACGUUGCGACACUGGAAUACGAUAAAUGUCGAUGACAGGGGCCAAGUCGCUGAGGUAUGGCGGCAUUUGCGCCUGAAGACUGUUGUCAUUAAUCAUUUUCUGAGAAACUUUGUCUUUCCUGUACACGCCAAGCAAUUCAGUACCAAGUUGCAGGCAUCAGGCUGGGACCUUCCCCUUUACGAUAACUCUCUGGGUCAAGGUGUGGCUGCUGAGCUCCUGCGCCCGGGAAUCACAACUGGAUUUAGUGGGACCAACGACAAUCGUCGACUGCUUCCCCUUUUGAUAAAGCAGCAAGAUCUUUCUGGGCUGUCACAUACGAACGCAGAAGUUCUCACCUACUUUGUGCAACAAAGAAACCGAGGGUAUAAGAUAGCGGCAAAUCCAGACGGUACACGGUACUCGGAGCUUGACCUUCUCAAAUAUCUCAAACUACAUAGGAUGCGCAUUCUCAUCGACGCUGGGGCUCUCAUACUGGAAAUGAGUAACCAGGCGCUCGCACGGGCUUGGCUGCAAGAAGACGACCAGGCUCAGGCCGCCGUUUACUUUGGACAGGAUAAUCAGCCAUGGGUACAUCAUCGAACUGGAAGAGCUGUUCCCCUGCUUUCCACCCCCUUUGCAGAAAACAUGGAGAAUUGCGUGGUCUAUAUAGACGAGGCGCACACCCGGGGCACUGACCUGAAACUACCGCGUGAUGCUCGAGGAGCAUUAACUCUUAGCUUGAACCAAACGAAGGACCACACAGUUCAAGCUGCUAUGAGAUUGCGACAGUUGGGAACGACGCAAUCCGUCAUUUUUAUCUCACCACCGGAGGUGCAUCAGAGCAUACUAGAUGUCUGCCAUAAAAGCGUGCACGAUAGAAUUGAUUCGUCAGAUGUGCUCGCCUGGCUGAUCAAUCAGACAUGCGAUAACAACAGAGAAUUACAGCCGUUGUAUCUCUCCCAAGGGGUCGACUUCUGCCACCGCAUGCAAGCUGCCAUCGACCAUAAGAAUUUCUUGACCAACCCGGACCAUAGGAACGCGUACACCGAUCGCUUGAAGCGACCUGAACAACAGACAUUGGAGCAGCUCUAUCAACCCCCGUCACGCGAACAUGGCGAUAUGAUGCCUUCAUCAACUGCCACUACCACAUCCUUUACAGGAAACCUCGCUUGUUUCAUAGACCAACUACAAGAGAGCUAUGCACAGUCCAAUGUCAAGGGCGCCUUGAAAAAUGCUGCAUUAGAGGAGGUUGAGCAGGAGCGAGAGGUCGCCUUUGAGAUCGAACAGGAAAGGGAGAUACAGCGGCCCUUGACUAUGAAAGCACACCGGUACCCCGGACUGCAUGGCUCCAUUAGAAACUUUGCUAUAAUCGGUCGCCUGAAGGGAAACGAAGGUUACGUGGAGGCGGCCACUGUCCUAGAGUCAACAGAUCUGGGGCGCAAACACGGCAUUGAUGCUUCGACGUUACUGCGUUCCUUGUAUGUUUCGACCGAGUUUAUGAAAACGGUGAGGAAAAAGAAAGGAGCGAAGAGCAUCGAUAACUUUCUGCGUCCUGUGAACUGGCUGCUUUUCAAUUCGAAGACAAACGUUGGGCUAGUGAUCAUUCCAGAGGAGGCCGAGGAGCUAAUUCCUAUUAUACGUCCAAUGCAAAACUCGACAAUGCAUUUAAUUAUGUAUGCGGCACCAUUCACAAAGCGAAUGCUCCAGUUCGACACUCUCAAUUACUAUGCUCUCCCGAGCCUCCCUAAAGGGCGGUCUCCGCCACAAUGGCUUCCAUUCGAGUUGGGAAUUCUGGCAGGGCGGCUGUAUUUCCAAUUCUCAGAAUACAAGUUUCUAUUGGAGCAGCUGCGACUCGACCUGGAGAAGCCCACAAGCCACGUUGAUCCGGCUGAAGCUAGUAGUACUGCGGCAUGUGAUAACUCAUUUGUUAGAACCCAGCUCAACUUUCUCCAGGACUGGUUGACUCUCCGUCGCCAAGGGCAGGACAUAUCACACACUCCAAUGGGAUAUGUUUGCCAGGGCUCCAGGCUCCGCCGUGAUCAUCCAUUCUUCUUGGCCAGAAAAGACAUGGAAGAGAUAGAAGGUGCCGGUCGCCGUCUAUUCUACACCUCAAACUACAGGGAGAAUGAUGAACUUGAGGAGUAUUAUGACAGUGAUGAUGAUAAUGAUAUCGGGGAUGUUGAUAUGAUGCAAAGAGGAGAAGAUGAUGUAUCGGAUGUAGAUGGAGAUAUGCUUGAGGAGGAUUAACGUUGGGCUUCCAUGCUUGAUAUGUAACUUGGACUGGCUGGUUUGGGCAUAUCUUGUGAUACAUGCUUCUGGAUAUAUGCGUGUUCUAGGGUUAAUAGUGGUAGUAUUAUCCAAAGCCAUCCGAGAUGUCGUUUGGUUGCCAUGAUGUGAAGUUGACUCUGGUCCAUGAAUCGAAGCCCUAUCGAUUCUAUAUACAGUCAACAUCGAAGUAUCGUAGGAUUUUAGCAUUUUCAGUAGUAAAUUUACCAAUAAGAGGAAGGAGUGUCUAUGAAUAAACACUCCUUCAGAAAACAGUAAAACUGAUCAUGGCAAAAGCUGCAGAUAUCCCCCACAACAAGUGAGCCACAGAAACAGGUAUGAAUGAGUGGACGAGAUCGGAGAACUAAACAACCAAAGUACUAUAACGUAGAUUGGACAAGAUAGAUCCCCUAGAACAA